Dioscorea cayenensis subsp. rotundata (Guinea yam) is the source of this 429-nucleotide messenger RNA. RefSeq lists its product as uncharacterized. The transcript has a single exon. Bases 157 to 363 code for a protein of 68 amino acids. The record is from RefSeq and is a predicted model, not a curated record. NCBI's taxonomy places the organism in Eukaryota, Viridiplantae, Streptophyta, Magnoliopsida, Dioscoreales, Dioscoreaceae.
CCAUCUCUUUUUUAAACUUUUGAUAUUCUAUUCUUUGCUAGCAUCUUCACAAUGGCUACAUAAAUGAUCAAUUGAAGAAGAACAAGAAGAAGAGUUUGGUAUAUCAUAUUACAUUUUUAUUACAUAUUAUUGUUUUUAAUAGUUUUGAUUAUAAGCAUGAAUGAUUGGGCACCUUCAAUUGUAGCUUCGGCAUUGUUUGCAUUCCUAAGUCCAGGAUUGAUCUUACAACUUCCGGGGAAGCAAAGGCCUGUAGAUUUUUUGAACAUGAAGACAAGUUGGAUGUCCAUUUUGGUCCAUGCACUCAUCUUUGGUUUGCUUCUUAUGUUGUUCCUUAUUAUUUUACAUGCACAUCUUUAUAUUUAAUAUUUUGCUUUUAAUUGCUAUUCAAACGUGCUUAUGAAAGUAAAUGGUUUAAUUUAUGCUUUUCAA